AUGCAGCCCCGUGACGUCGACAGACUCAGCGUGCGCAAGAUCAUCCUUGCAGCAGCCAUAGCCCAUGAGGACUGGAAGCUCCUAGCCCGAAUGUUCGGUGUCAACGAGUGCACCGCCUCAAACUGGAUAACAACUGCUCGUAAGCGAGAGGAAUGGGCACCGGACAGAGCGCAAUGGGGUGGCAAGCGCCACCAAAAGAUUUACGAACACCAUGUCGAGCGCAUCUUGGAGGCCGUCUCCGUGACGCCGGACAUGACGCUGGAGGAGAUGGCCUCCAUUGUGGCCACUGACUUUCGAGUCAUUGUGACAGCAACUUGGAGGACAUGCAGGUCGGUACUUGAUACCGUUUAA
Aphanomyces invadans is the source of this 351-nucleotide messenger RNA. RefSeq lists its product as hypothetical. The record is from RefSeq and is a predicted model, not a curated record. Bases 1 to 351 code for a protein of 116 amino acids. The transcript has a single exon. Lineage: Eukaryota; Oomycota; Saprolegniomycetes; Saprolegniales; Verrucalvaceae.